Messenger RNA from Aspergillus aculeatus ATCC 16872, 969 nucleotides. Its product is annotated as inositol-pentakisphosphate 2-kinase. Gene Ontology annotation, biological process: inositol phosphate biosynthetic process. The transcript has 3 exons. Gene Ontology annotation, molecular function: inositol-1,3,4,5,6-pentakisphosphate 2-kinase activity; ATP binding. Lineage: Eukaryota; Fungi; Ascomycota; Eurotiomycetes; Eurotiales; Aspergillaceae. The record is from RefSeq and is a predicted model, not a curated record. The coding region runs from base 1 to 969 and encodes 322 amino acids. Gene Ontology annotation, cellular component: nucleus.
AUGUUGGAGCUCCCGGGACGAAAUCCUAAAGAUAUCCCGAUAACCGUGUCUUCCAACCUGCCAUCAGGCGUAACGGAUCGUUAUAGUAUACCCGCCAGCUUCAAAGGAAAGCUGCUCCGUCUUCGGAAAGACACAAGCUCAGGAAUCCCCUAUGAAGAGAUUGCACGAAACUUCGACCAAUGCAUUCGACCUCUUUUCAAACCAGAAGAGCUCGUCGAUCAGGAACUUGUCUGUCUUCCCAGAGGACUAGUUCAACUAUGCAAUGAGCAGCUUCUAGCGGCGGAGCAAAUCGGGUUGCGUCCCAGAAGACGACAAGGCGUAUAUCUCUCUACGACAGAGACAUUCGGGCUUCUGAUAACUGACAUGACCACAUUCGCUAGUCCUGGGACCACGUUAUCCGAGUUGAAGCCUAAGUGGCUCGCCCAAUCUCCGUCAGCCCCAGCUAACUCUCGACGGUGUCGGACAUGCGCACUCCGCGAAAUGAAGAAUCACAAGGCGCGCAAAAUCGGCAAGUCUGAAGAAACAUCAUUCUGUCCGUUGGACUUGGUGAGCGACAGAUUCGAGAAUGUUCUCCGAGCGGCCCGGUUCGUCAAGGGAUGCAAGGAUCGGGUCCGGCUGGCAAAGGUACUCUAUCGGAAUAGUACCCUGCAGAGACUCCUAGCACACCAGAAGAGCAUGUGCGAUGUGGGGCUCCAUGGUCCUCCUGUCACCUCGGUCGAAAAAUCGCUCGGGAUGACUCUCCGUGACUGUACAAUGUUUAUCAGGAUUCCGAAAGAUGAGACCAGUCGGAUCGAAGUACGCCUCGGAGACCUAGAUCUCAAGACUGGGGCGGGAGGCAAGGCGAAGUAUUGGCUUGAUUUGGAACAUCGCCUGAUUGACGAGGGCUGGUACAUGGGAGCGAGUAGCAGUGUAUCUGAGAAUGAGUGUGCACUACAAGGCCCACGCAAUCACUCUCAACCGUCGAUAUGA